UUGGAUAGCGCCGUCCAGAAUUACUUCCCCAAGUUGGUCCGCCUGGAUGGCCAGGAGUUAUUCCCACCGGUUGCCAUUGCCGUCGAUCCUCCGAAGGUAACAAAAUCCUUCAAGGAAAUCAUUACCGGUUUUGAGCCCUUGAAGAAUAUGAUUCUGCAAUUCCUGCAGGAGUAUUACUUCAUCUAUGACUACGGAGAUCGACGGGGUCUCCUCAAUGCUUACCACGAUGAGGCCUGCUUCUCCCUGACCAUUCCUCCCAACCCUAAGGACCUAGGCGCGAGCAACUUGCAUGAGUACCUCAAGUAUAGCAGGAAUCUGAAGCAGCUCAAAGAACCCUACUUGCGGAGACAGCUGCUGAAGUACACGAAACAUGACAUCGUAGAGGCUCUCAGGCUGUUGCCCAAAACUCAGCAUGACUGCAGUACCUUUGUGGUGGACAUGUGGCUCCAGAAGGAAAUGAUGCUCUGCUUUUCUGUCAGUGGAGUGUUCGAGGAAAUAGAAGCAACAUCUCAGGGAUGUUUCCGUGCCUUCACCCGGACUUUCAUCAUUACUCCUGGCAGCAGCGGCUGUCUAUGCAUUGUGAAUGACCACCUGUUUGUGAGGGAUGCCAGGCCUGAUGAGAUCCGGGUGGCCUUUUCCAUGCCGGUGGCCACACCCUGCUUCAGCUCCAGGUCCUCCCUCUCUGAAGAGCGUUUGAGAAUGGUCCAAGCUUUCUCCAUACAGUCUGGCAUGACAUUCGAGUGGUCGCAGAA
This is a messenger RNA of Chinchilla lanigera (long-tailed chinchilla), 752 nucleotides long. RefSeq names its product nuclear RNA export factor 2-like. Gene Ontology annotation, molecular function: protein binding; RNA binding. Gene Ontology annotation, cellular component: nucleus. Gene Ontology annotation, biological process: poly(A)+ mRNA export from nucleus. The record is from RefSeq and is a predicted model, not a curated record. Lineage: Eukaryota; Metazoa; Chordata; Mammalia; Rodentia; Chinchillidae.